Messenger RNA from Carya illinoinensis, 839 nucleotides. Its product is annotated as ankyrin repeat-containing protein At5g02620-like. The transcript is spliced from 2 exons. Bases 17 to 682 code for a protein of 221 amino acids. NCBI's taxonomy places the organism in Eukaryota, Viridiplantae, Streptophyta, Magnoliopsida, Fagales, Juglandaceae. Gene Ontology annotation, molecular function: protein binding. The record is from RefSeq and is a predicted model, not a curated record.
UCCUUUCGGCGCAUCCAUGGAGACGGCCUUGUUCGAAAAGGCCAUGGUAGGGAAAUGGGAUGAAGUCGUCGAUAUAUGUACGGAAAACCCAUGGGCUCUAGUCUCCAGCAUCACCAGGUUAGAGGACACAGCAUUACACCUAGCUGUCUCGGACGGCCAAGAACAGACGGUCCGGAAACUGAUCACAGAGAUCAUUUCGUACCAACCAAACCCAGAAGCGGUUCUUCGAGUUGCAAACAAGAGAGGCAACACUCCUCUCCAUUUUGCUUCAUUGAUGGGGAAUAUUGUGGCCAUGUGUAAAUGCAUAGCAGCGGUUGAUUCUUCCUUGAUCGCUGUUCGUAAUCAUGAGCGAGAGACUCCGCUUUUCAUGGCUGUUCUCUUUGGCAAAAGAGAAGCUUUCCAAUGUCUUGUCCAGGUGCUUAGCCCGGAUGAGGUCUAUACGUGCUCCAGGAGGGAGACUGGUGACACAAUCCUUCACAGCGCCAUUUCUGGAGACCAUUUUGAUCUGGCAUUGCACAUAAUUAAAUUGUAUGGAAAACUGGUGAACGCUGUCAGUAAGGAAGGAAUCACGCCUCUUCAUCUACUAGCUGAAAAGCCUUCCGCUUUCCGAAGCGGGAGCCGCCUUGGAUUUUGCAAAAGACUCAUUUAUCACUGUAUCUAUCACCUUUUCAUCGCUGCUUAGCAUUUAAUUAAAACAAAAACUAAUCUUUCAGUUCUAUCCAUUCUUUUUAUAAGUGUAACCAUGCAGAUAUAAUUUUUUCAGAUAACUUAUAUUUUCAUGCUGGUGCAAAGGAUAUGUUAAUGUUCUCUUAUAAAUUAAUCAAAUCAUGGCAUGUUAA